AUGGCACCCAUCAACCCAUUUCACCACCUCGUCAACCGCGCACCUGCCCCUCCUGUCCCCUGUGCCGGCUGCCUCGACCCCUCCAAAGUGAACAACAAAGUCUAUUUCUCGUUGUUCGCCCUCAUNCUUGCAGCCAUCGUCGUCGGCUCCAUCUGGUUCUUCUUCCACGCCAAGAACGGCGGUUUCCACUGGCAAGAAGGCGACUUUGAAGACUGGAAAUCCACCGUGUUGCGCAAGAAAGAUGCAAAUGGAAACACCAUUUACUCAGCGCGCAGUGUGGUUUCCAAACCUAGCAAGGGAGAUCGACUCGCUGCCAAAAGCGUCAUUGGCUUUGAUGANAAAGGCAGAAAGGGAAUUAUGGCUAUCAGAGGCUUUGGAGGUAGUCAUUCCGUCUACUAUUCAGAUGGAUUCACGCAAUACUCUGGUGAUCGCAGUGAUGUGAUGACUUCGGUGAGCCGCAAUGAGAAGAGACAGCCCAAAAUCAGAGGUGGCUACGUGGAGGCGCCAACUACUACUGAUCACUCUCGCCGCUAUCGCGACCGCGAUUUGCGCGAUUACAAACAUGAGAAACCUGCUAGAGUUGGUGGGAUGAAUAGGUCUGCGGAUGGCACGCAGUAUGAUUAUUCAGACCGCAGCGAAACGCUUACCGAAAUCACCGAUACCUCUUCUGCGGCACCUAUCCUGUCUUCUUCUGAGCGCAAACGCCAAAAGGCAGAGAAGAGAGCUGCAGAAGAUGCUGCACGUAUGGAGAGAAAGUGGCGCAAAGAAGCCGAACGCGCAGCCGCCGCACUCGCAAAAGAACAAACCUCUUCUGCUGCUACUCCUUCUGCAUCCAAAAAGACACCUCCACCUUCCAAACCCCAAACGCCAAAGAGUGCAAAGAGAGGACAAAGCAGCCGCAGCCGCUCCAGCAGUCCCAAGAAACAAGCCCCUCCAAGACAAAGAGACUACUCCUUCUCCGGCGCUCCAGACGAAACCAGCACAACCUACACAAGCACCUACACCGCAAGCACCACCAACCGCACAAACAGCAGUUACUACGAUGCUUAUCGUCCUCUGGCUCAACAAGCCUCUCCCGAACAACGUCGCGAACGUAGAGCUUCGUCGAGCAGAAGAAACACCUCUGCAUCGCCCUCUAAGCAACACAGAAGUUCGAGGUAUACGUAUGCGGACAGUGAAGCUACUGCCAGUUCGGACAGGAGCGGAGGUAGAUAUGAGAGGGUUAGAGGUGGUGAGAAGAAGAGUAAGGGUGGUAGAGAUGUGAUGGCUGGAUAUCGCAGGGGAAUGGAUAGUUUGGGAAGUGAUUCUGAGUGA
This is a messenger RNA of Aureobasidium musti, 1314 nucleotides long. The record is from the annotation of a GenBank genome assembly. NCBI's taxonomy places the organism in Eukaryota, Fungi, Ascomycota, Dothideomycetes, Dothideales, Saccotheciaceae.